Messenger RNA from Anguilla anguilla (European eel), 7045 nucleotides. It is a transcript of the gene kdm7ab, whose product is annotated as lysine (K)-specific demethylase 7Ab. The transcript has 20 exons. NCBI's taxonomy places the organism in Eukaryota, Metazoa, Chordata, Actinopteri, Anguilliformes, Anguillidae. The record is from RefSeq and is a predicted model, not a curated record. Gene Ontology annotation, molecular function: histone demethylase activity; transcription coregulator activity. Gene Ontology annotation, biological process: protein demethylation; regulation of transcription by RNA polymerase II. The coding region runs from base 44 to 2743 and encodes 899 amino acids.
CCCGCCCCACUUGAUUCCUGCGUUGUUUGGGGACAGUAGGAAGAUGGCGGCGGCCCCGCUGUACUGUGUCUGCCGGCAGCCCUAUGAUGUGAGCCGGUUUAUGAUUGAAUGCGACAUUUGUAAGGACUGGUUUCAUGGCAGCUGCGUCCAAGUGGAGGAGCACCAUGCUGUGGACAUCGAUGUCUACCACUGUCCCAAUUGCGAUGUGCUGCACGGACCCUCUUUGAUGAAGAAGAGGAACAACUGGCACCGGCAUGACUACACUGAGCCAGACGACGGCUCCAAGCCUGUGCAGGCCGGCACUUCUGUGUUCGUGCAAGAGCUCCGUGCUAGAAGCUUCCCCAGCGGCGAUGAGAUCUUGGUCCGGAUGCACGGGAGUCAGGUGACCCAAAAGUACCUGGAGAAGCAGGGCUUCCAGUACCCCAUCGCGCUGAGCAAGCCGGACGGCCUGGGCCUCCGUCUGCCCCCACCCACCUUCUCCGUCAGAGACGUGGAGCAGUACGUCGGAAGCGACAAAAUCAUCGACGUCAUCGACGUGGCCCGGCAGGCGGACAGCAAAAUGAAGCUGGGCGAGUUCGUGAAGUAUUACUACAACCCCGAUCGGCCAAAGGUCCUCAACGUCAUCAGCCUGGAGUUCUCCGACACCAAGAUGGCGGAGCUGGUGGUGGUGCCGGACAUCGCGCAGAAGAUGUCCUGGGUGGAGAACUACUGGCCCGACGACUCCUUCUUCCCCAAGCCCUUCGUGCAGAAGUACUGCCUCAUGGGGGUGAAGGACAGCUACACGGACUUCCACAUAGACUUCGGGGGCACCUCUGUGUGGUACCACGUGCUCUGGGGCGAAAAGAUUUUUUACUUGAUAAAGCCGACGCCGGCGAACCUUGCACUAUACGAGGCGUGGAGCUCGUCCCCCAACCAGAGCGAGGUGUUCUUCGGGGAGAAGGUGGACAAGUGCUACAAGUGUGUGGUGCGGCAGGGAACCACCCUUCUCGUUCCCACAGGAUGGAUCCAUGCCGUUCUCACCUCUCAGGAUUGCAUGGCGUUUGGGGGCAACUUCCUUCACAACCUUAACAUAGGCAUGCAGCUCAGGUGUUAUGAGAUGGAGCGGCGACUGAAGACGCCCGACCUCUUCAAGUUCCCCUACUUCGAGGCCAUCUGCUGGUACGUGGCCAAGAACCUGCUGGAGACCCUGAAAGAACUGCGAGAAGACAGCUGCCAGCCUCCAGCCUACCUGAUGGAGGGGUUGAAAGCUUUAACUACUGCACUGAAGAGCUGGCUGAAGCGAGAGGCCACGGAACCGGCCAGCGAGGUUCCGGAUCACAUCAGGCCCAACCAUCUGAUAAAGGAGCUCACAAAGGAAAUCCGCUACCAGGAGGAGGAGCAAGGCGGCGGCGGCGGCGGCGGUGGCGGUAAGCCGGUGAAAUCUCAGGGAAGCGGAACGUGCCCCGCGACGCGGUGGACGCAGGAGCGGGGGUCCCACUCGCGGCGGACGGCCCGGAGGCUGCGGGACCACCACGCCCCCAAGACCCCCUCCAACCUGGACAUCCUGGAGCUCCACACGCGGGAGGUGCUGCGGAGGCUGGAGGUGGAGCCCUUCGAGGAGGACAUCCCCUUCAGCUCCCGGGUGAACGGGAAGUUCAACAAGGCCUCCACAGCGUCAGCGGCCGCCAUGGAGAGCAGCCUGGCCAGCAACCUGCGUCUGGUGCUGUGCAACGGCAAAAUAAUCAGAGACCAGCGGCAGCCUUCCAGAGAGAAGAGCGCGCGGACGUCGGACAGCGAGCGGGCGGCGGGCUCACAGAGGGACGCCGCCAGGACGAGGGCGGAGAGCGGCGAGCCGGGGGGGCGGGGACACCACGGCGCCGCGGACCGGGACAAGAAGCCCAGACACCUCAGCGUGUUUUUGGAAAGCAGGAAAUCGGAACUCAGGAAAGGAGGGUCGUCAGGGCACUCUGAGGCGUCUGACUCGGGGUCUGACGACAGCUGCACUACACAGCAGAAAGACUCUUCAGAGGAAGAUUCAGGGAGCUCGGAGGAAGAGGAGGAGGAUGAUGAGGAGGAGGAGGAGAAGAAGGUGGUGUCCUCACAGUGCGAGGCCCGAGGAGGCUCAGGGCGCUUGCCAGAUCAGUACCAGGCCAGUCAGAGACACCGGCACCACGGCAAACCACUCAAAAGAGAACGUCCUACCUCGCCAAGCACAGAAGAGGCUAUUCAGGGCAUGCUGUCCAUGGCAGGGCUGCUGUGUCCACAGCGGCCAGAGGAGGGCGCCACCUCUCAGGAUCCCUGGUGGUCCAGCCCGGCCCGCCGCUCGCCAAACUGUGGUGAGGAAGAGGAGAGCCGAGGAGAGUCCACCCUCAGCCAUCAGGGUGAGCUGAGGCCGCAGAUCCACCUGGAGGCGGAGCUCCACCAGAGGAUCCAGGGCAGCAAGAGCUCCAUAGACAGCCAGGGCAGCAGCGGCAGCGGCGGCAGCAGCAGCAGCAGCAGCAGCAGCGAGGCGUGGUCCAAUCACGGGCUCUCGCCGAACCGCUCCACCCCGCCACGCCGGGACACCAGCCCGGGGAUAGACUACCAGUACAGUGAGACCUCCCUGUCCCCUCCCCUGCACCCUUCCAAAAGGCCCGCCUCCAACCCCCCGCCCAUCAGCAACCAGGCCACGAAAGGCAAACGUCCCAAGAAGGGCAUGGCCACCGCCAAGCAGAGACUGGGGAAGAUCCUCAAACUGAGCCGGCACAGUCGCUUCUUUGUGUAGCGCCCUGAAAAAGAGACAGGAAGUGAAGACACUGUUGUUUCCAGCCUGAGCUGGGAAAGGAAACCCGUACCACCCCCCACCCCCCCCCCCUCCCCAUGUUGGUAUAUCGGUUUUAGCUGUGGAGAGACAAGUGCUAUGCUAUAGGAAUUACUGCCUAGACAGACCUUGAACACUAGCUCACGCUCACUGUGUAAGUUUAAGUGACAGGGUAUCAGAUUUUCACUAGCAGGUGCAUGGCUUCCCCACAUAAACUUGGGCCCACACACAAAAACACACACACACGGGCAGGCAUACACACAUGCACACACUCAGAGGCAUGUGUGUGUGCACGGGCAUACACACAUGCACACUCACUCAGAGGCAUGUGUGUGUGUGCACGGGCAUACACACACACACACACUCACUCAGAGGCAUGUGUGUGUGCACGGGCAUACACACACACACACACUCACUCAGAGGCACACAUGCACGCUCACACCGAUGGAAACACAACAGACCAGACAGAGCCCAGAACCUGAAGCCAUGGAAAUGAGCAGGGAUCAUAGAUGUUUUCGCUAGGAUAGAUUUGAUCUCGGCGGAAAUCCAGCUUCAAGCGGGGGGCGUUCCGAAUUCCGCAGAAACGCCGUAGCGGAAGCUGAUCCUGGAUCAGCCGGACGUCAUCAGCUGGCCCCGGCAUCCGACAUCACCCCCCGAGAAACAUCGUCCGGGAUUAAAUUGAACCAACCCUUUGUAUUGAUACUACAACAUUUGCAUCUUGGCCACAGGCAACUUGUAUUUCCAGAAGCUUUUUCCACCUGCUUUUUAUGACUUAGAAAUUGCCCCCCUGCCCCCUCCCCCUCAACAAAUCACUGUACCAUCAAGCAAACCUACUGCACUAACGCCAAGAAUAGCAUGUGGGGCCUGCUUGCUUAUUCAUGCUACCUGAGUGGGAUUUGGAUUUCCGGUUCUGUUCGUGGGACUGUUCGAGACUGUUCGUCUUGUGCUGGGACACCCGUCUCCAGGAAAAAAAAAAAGAAGGGUGCUAAGGUGAGGAACUGAUAUUUUAAAAUGGUGCUCAAGUUUGUAAUACCCCCUCCCCCACCCACCACCAUCACAUUCACACCAGCAAUAAUGCAGAAAGGAGGGAUGAGGCUGACACGCAGCACUCUUAAAAAGUUCCGGUCUUCCCUGCUGUCACAGGGUUUACGGUAACGGACGAGAUUUCAGGAUUUCAGGAACGCGAUGUGCGUUCCCUUCGAACGCGGUCACUUUCGGGGCUUCGCAAACGUACCUCAUUGUCACGCAUUCUGUCCGGCGAUCUCCCGCGGUCUGUCCGCACGUCCCUUUCAGUGCUCGUUCGUGUUCGCUGGGAGUCUCCUGGCUCAAUGUCUCAAUCAAGUUUUUCAGCCUGAGAGAAAGCCAUAUGCAGCUAUGUUGCCAAGCCAUAUCGCCGUGGCAUUGCUUUAAAAUGAACGGUGUGGUGUUUCAAUGGGAUAGUUCUCUGUGGUACAGGUCACAUCUUUUUUUUUUUCCUUUUCGUUUGUAAAUUUACUGUAAAAACCCAAGCUACAAAAAGUGAUGGAGCUGAAAGAGUGGAAAGAGUUUUGCUUUUACGAGGCAGAAUGACGACAGAAUAUCAAAUGAACUCCUCUGGCGCCCCCUAUCUGACAGACAGUGGAAGACAGGAGCUUUUUGGAGUGCUGCUGUGAAAAUGUUUUUAAAACAGCAAAAAAAAAAGAGGUUUACUUUGUUUAAAGCAUUAAAUGAUGUUGAAGCAUUAAAUAGUGUAUAGAGAAAUGACAGACAGAAAUCAUUUUCGGCUUAAUUUAUUUUUCUUUUUUUCCUUUUGGUGUUUGUUUCAAUGUUUAUUUUUGAUGGCUUUUGAAUGGAUGUAUUUAUUAUUAUUAAAAUAAGGUGAGCUGUAUUCUGUUUUAAUGUGAAGCCUCCACAUUUAGGGAUAGCAGUAGAAAGGGAUCAUUUUUCCUCAAGUUCUCAUAUACCCAUCCCGUUGAAAACAUGGCCUAUCUUGAUGUGAUAAUGAUCAAUCCAACAGCGAUCACUGUUGAGUAGCAUUAUAGGUCACAACAUGCUUUCUCUAGUUUUGGCUUCUAAUCUUUCUUUUGGGUGUAUUUUGUGAAUUAACACAAUUCUGAUCGUGAAUUACUGGUGUUCUUGCUUUCCUUAUGAGCCUAACAUUGCUUUUUUAUAUUUGUGUCAUGUCUGUUUAAUAUGGUUUUAAUACCUAUCCACCUGGCUGUUUUAGCAUUUAGUCUCUUGAGCAGUAUGGGUUGUGUACCACAGAUGUGUUGACCGUGAUUCCACACUUCCUCCAGACGGGACAAAGAGAAGACGGUUUGAGUUUUUUUGUAUUCUGUUUUUAACCAGAGUGGCCUGUUUUAAGAAGAGUUGGAACGUUUGUUUCCUGGUUUCUCAAGUAAUGAUGUCUAGAAGAUACGUUUGUGCUAGCACUGAGUGCUCGUGCGCUAGGUGUAUUUAUGGCUACUGAUUCGGCUAUUGAAAGAGAUGGAUCUCCACUUUAACCCAUAUCAUAUUUAUCAGUAUUUUUCCUUGGGAGCCCAGGCAUCGAACCGCAUGUUAAUCUAGAAAUGUGUAUUUUUUAAAAACGCGGUGCCAGUUCUGUCACACAGCGUGGGGUGCACCACUCAGUCAGAACUCAAGUGCGUUUUCCCUUUCCCAGUCCAUUCUACGCUGGCUUUUGAGCCCUCAGGUAACUGUAAUUGAGAAUUUGAAUUCCUGUGGCAGAAAAUGUUGGAUUUGGUCCUGGUUUUAUUAUUUUUUUUCCAGAAUUGGGAUUCCCAUGAUCUGGUGCUUUUUGGUCAGUGUUUGUAUUGAGAACUUCUUCUCAGGGACAGAUUCCGCUGUCAAAAGACCUCCGAUUUCGUCACCAGCAGCGAGCAGCGAGCCAAUAAACACUUCUCCAAUAUCCAUGUACGACCUCCAGCAACCUUUAACUCCUCAUAACAUUGUGUGCCUGUAUCAUAGACUUCACCGGCCUCGCUUCAUGUUGUAUGUUUGUCCUCGUGAUAUGAGAAACUGCAUAUAGGUAGUCUUCCUUCACUACGACAGUUUUAUGUGUGCGUGUGUGAACUCCAAGGAAAUCUCGAAUCUUCCCAAACCUACUUUUGGACGAGGAAUUGACACAUUUCGUUCUAUCCUGCUGGGUGCCAUUUGUCUUUCGAUUUUGCAGCAAAGCGCAAGAUUCUAACCGAUCUCAGAUCCAACGAUGUGCAAGGACAAAGUUGCCUGGUGCUCAAACUGCUCUUGAUCCAUGCUUUUUGACGUCUGUUGAGAUUUAAAAUGUUUUUGCGUGCCACUGCAUACGUGUAUUCAUGCGGAAAGCAAACCUCUCUCGUUUGACCUGUUGACACGUGUCUGUUGUUAAAUAUUGCGUUUCUGUACAGAGAACACAAAAGGCUAGCUUAGCGGCCUCCGAUGAUGUCAGGACAGUUAGUUAACCCAUCCCGCGGACUCACGAACCUGCUGCCUGCCGAGACGUAUUGCACUAAUUUCAUCCAGGCUUAAGCUAGUGUAGCUGUCACCUUUGAACGACACCAGACUCAAAGUCCCCCGGUUCAAAGUGUGACUUUCAGCCUGCUCGCAUGACCUGUAUUAAGCUCUCGUUAGCGCAAGGUGCUAGCUGUUUGGCCUGUUAAGCAGCCCUUGCGGGGAACUCAGUUCUAGUGCUCAAGCAUUUUGCUUCGACGCAUCCCAAGCUAAUGAGAAAAUAUGCUUGAUUUAAUUUUAUCCUAUGAGGAAAAAAUUAAAGCUACACUGAAGAGCUGAACAGGCAUUUUCUUGUUCCUUUUUUUCUUUCCACCAUUCAACCGGAUUAUCUCAUGACACUAGUUUCGUUUUCCACACGUUUGCUGGUCAUACACCUUUUGGUAAUCAUGUAACUGACCUGCAGGCGGGAUGUUUUAUAUGCAGUACUAUUAAUUGUACAGUAUUUAUUUGGCUUUGGCAUUUGUUUUUGAUCAUUGUGAAUGGAAGUAUUGAUGGUCAUGGUGUGUACUUUUCCUUUACCUUGAUUCCUUCAGUCAUUUGGAUGUUUUUAAAUGUUGUUUUUCAUAUUUGAUUUUUAAAAAACGAGAAGUGUAGAUCUUUGUUAACCAUUGCAAUGCAUCUUGAAUAUUAAUUUCUGCAUCUCAGAAUGGGCCUGUAAAUAUUAAAAUAAGAUUUCUUAGUCAAUUUUGUUUCUGGUUGUGUUGUUUCACUAGCCCUUUGGCCAGGACUCAAAAAUUGUUUGAAAUUGACUUUGUUUAAAUAAAUUUUAAAAAUUAAAUUUCCAAAAUAAAAUAAAAG